Marmota flaviventris (yellow-bellied marmot) is the source of this 1913-nucleotide messenger RNA. It is a transcript of the gene Dusp8, whose product is annotated as dual specificity phosphatase 8. Gene Ontology annotation, cellular component: cytoplasm. Gene Ontology annotation, biological process: negative regulation of MAPK cascade; peptidyl-tyrosine dephosphorylation. The record is from RefSeq and is a predicted model, not a curated record. NCBI's taxonomy places the organism in Eukaryota, Metazoa, Chordata, Mammalia, Rodentia, Sciuridae. Gene Ontology annotation, molecular function: MAP kinase tyrosine/serine/threonine phosphatase activity; protein tyrosine/threonine phosphatase activity; MAP kinase tyrosine phosphatase activity.
AUGGCCGGGGACCGGCUCCCGAGGAAAGUGAUGGACGCCAAGAAGCUGGCCAGCCUGCUGCGAGGCGGGCCUGGGGGGCCUCUGGUCAUUGACAGCCGCUCCUUUGUGGAGUACAACAGUUGGCACGUGCUGAGCUCCGUCAACAUCUGCUGCUCCAAGCUGGUGAAGCGGCGGCUGCAGCAGGGCAAAGUGACCAUCGCGGAGCUCAUCCAGCCCGCUGUGCGCAGUCAGGUGGAGGCCACGGAACCACAGGACGUGGUGGUCUAUGACCAGAGCACUCGGGACGCCAGUGUGCUGGCAGCAGACAGCUUCCUGUCCAUCCUGCUCAGCAAGCUGGACGGCUGCUUCGACAGUGUGGCCAUCCUCACAGGCGGGUUUGCCACCUUCUCCUCCUGCUUCCCUGGCCUCUGCGAGGGCAAGCCUGCCACCCUGCUGCCCAUGAGCCUCUCCCAGCCCUGCCUGCCUGUGCCCAGUGUGGGCCUGACCCGCAUCCUGCCUCACCUCUACCUGGGCUCUCAGAAAGACGUCCUAAAUAAGGAUCUGAUGACCCAAAAUGGAAUAAGCUAUGUCCUCAAUGCCAGCAACUCCUGCCCCAAGCCAGACUUCAUCUGCGAGAGCCACUUCCUGCGCAUCCCCAUCAAUGACAACUACUGCGAGAAGCUGCUGCCCUGGCUGGACAAGUCCAUCGAGUUCAUUGAUAAAGCCAAGCUGUCCAGCUGCCAAGUCAUCGUCCACUGUCUGGCUGGCAUCUCCCGCUCUGCCACCAUCGCCAUCGCCUAUAUCAUGAAGACCAUGGGCAUGUCCUCUGAUGACGCCUACAGGUUUGUGAAGGACCGUCGCCCAUCCAUCUCGCCCAACUUCAACUUCCUGGGCCAGCUGCUGGAGUAUGAGCGGAGCCUGAAGCUACUGGCUGCCCUGCAGGGUGAUGCGACCCACCCUGGGACCCCUGAAUCCCUCCCAGGCCCUGCGGCAGGGGUCCCACUGCCCCGGCUGCCACCACCUACCUCAGAGAGCGCUGCGACGGGGAACGCAGCGACUACCGCAGCCAGGGAGGGCAGCCCAAGCACCGGUGGGGAGGCCCCAGUGCCCAUGGCCCGGGCUACCAGCGCACUACAGCAGGGCCUCCAUGGCCUACACCUCUCCUCCGACCGCCUCCAAGAUACCAACCGCCUCAAGCGUUCCUUCUCGCUGGACAUCAAGUCCGCCUACGCCCCCAGCCGGCGGCCAGAUUGCCCGGGCCCGCCUGACCCUGGAGAGGCCCCUAAGCUCUGUAAGCUGGACAGCCCGUCGGGGGGUACGCUGGGUCUCCCCUCGCCCAGCCCCGACAGCCCGGACCCAGCACCCGAGGCGCGCCCACGUCCCCGCCGGCGGCCCCGGCCUCCCGCUGGCUCUCCUGCGCGCUCCCCAGCCCAUGGCCUCGGCCUGAACUUUGGCGAUGCAGCCAGGCAGACUCCGCGGCAUGGCCUCUCAGCCCUGUCGGCUGGACUGCCCGGACCAGGCCAGCCGGCUGGCGCAGGAACCUGGGCGCCUCCCCUGGAUUCCCCAGGCACUCCGUCCCCAGACGGGCCCUGGUGCUUCAGCCCCGAGGGCGCGCAGGGGGCGGGUGGCACGCGGUUCUCAGCCUUCGGCCGGGCUGCUGUACCAGGACCAGGCAGUGACCUGCGGCGGCGGGAGGCGGCCCGGGCUGAGCCCCGGGAAGCGCGGACCGGCUGGCCCGAUGAGCCGGCCCCCGACACGCAGUUCAAGCGGCGCAGCUGUCAGAUGGAGUUCGAGGAGGGCAUGGUGGAGGGGCGCGCGCGCGGCGAGGACCUGGCCGGUCUGGGCAAGCAGGCCAGCUUCUCCGGAAGCGUGGAGGUCAUCGAGGUGUCUUGACCCCUCCGUGGGGUCUCCGCGCCCCUCUGCUGUCUUCAGCA